AUGCCAGGCGGAACGAUUGUUCGAGAAUUUCGCCCGAUUUUGCUGAGAAGAGCUAGGAUGCUCUUGUGCCGAGGCGUUGUCAGGUGGGCGGUUGGUCGGCCCGAUGAAAUUAUGUGCCGAGAUCGGCUCGUUCUGGUCCUCUGGUCGGCGGGGGCCGAUGAAUGUUUCGUGCUGCCGGGCUGUCAUGCUGCAGCUAGAUGGGAGAGAUCGGUUUUCGACUACCGAUUGAUGCCGAUCCGCUUUGCGUAG
Messenger RNA from Microthlaspi erraticum, 249 nucleotides. Lineage: Eukaryota; Viridiplantae; Streptophyta; Magnoliopsida; Brassicales; Brassicaceae. The record is from the annotation of a GenBank genome assembly.